AUGUCAGUACAAGAGAUCACGAUUCCGGCGCCGGCCGAUUUUCACGUGCAUCUGCGACAAGGAAAGAUGUCGGAGCUCGUCACCCCGCACGUCGCCGAGGGAGGCGUCUCGCUUGCAUAUGUUAUGCCCAACCUUGUACCUCCGAUCACAUCGACACAGCAAGCGAUGGAAUACCUCGAGCGCUUGCGAGCGCUUGCUCCUCAGACCAUGUUCGUCGGCACGCUGUAUCUAUCGCCUGACUUGACGCCGGCGGAAAUCGCCAAGGCGGCUCAGAAUGGUGUCCGAGGUGUCAAGAGCUAUCCUCGUGGAGUCACUACGAACUCGGACAGCGGCAUCGAGGAUUACGAGACCUACUAUCCCAUCUUUGAAGAGAUGCAGAAACACGAUAUGGUCCUCAACUUGCACGGCGAGCUUCCUUCGAAUGCAGACGCGGGCAUCUGCGUGUUGAAUGCCGAGGAAAAGUUUUUGACGCACCUGUUCAAGAUCCACGGUGAAUUUCCCAAGCUCAAGAUCGUGCUGGAGCAUGCGACCACCAGGAAGGCGGUCGAAGCCGUCAAGCAGUGUGGCGACACAGUGGGCUGUACCAUCACACCGCAUCACCUCGAGCUCAUCGUGGAUGACUGGGCGGGCAAGCCACUCAACUUUUGCAAGCCAGUCGCCAAAUAUCCCGAUGACCGACAGGCGUUGCGCGACGUCAUUCGCCAAGGUCAUCCUCGCUUCUUCCUCGGCUCAGAUUCGGCGCCGCACCCGUUGGCUAACAAGUAUCCUUCCGCAGUCACACAUGGCGCUCCUGGAACCAAAGCUUCUGCAUCUGGCAGCGAUCACCUCGAAGCUACUGGUGUCGUCUCGUGUGGUUGCGCAGCGGGCGUCUACACCUCGUCGAUCCUUGUGCCUCUUUGCGCGACGCUGCUCGAAGCGUUUGGCGCGUUGGAUCAACUUGCCAACUACGUCAGCAUCAACGGGCGCAACUUCUAUGGCUACAACGAUGAUCAGCAUGCCAAACACGGCAGCAUAAAGCUUCGCAAGGUGCGCAGCCGAUCAUCGAUUUCGCCAGCAGCUGCAACCGUUCCUGCAGUCUAUGUCCAUCCCGAGUUCCGAGAGGUGCCAGAUUCAGAUGCAUCCAAGGUGCAAGUAGUGCCUUUCUGGGCGGGCAAGUGUCUCGGCUGGGAGAUCGUCCGUUCGUGA
Mycosarcoma maydis (corn smut) is the source of this 1185-nucleotide messenger RNA. Its product is annotated as Dihydroorotase. The coding region runs from base 1 to 1185 and encodes 394 amino acids. NCBI's taxonomy places the organism in Eukaryota, Fungi, Basidiomycota, Ustilaginomycetes, Ustilaginales. Gene Ontology annotation, biological process: pyrimidine nucleotide biosynthetic process; 'de novo' pyrimidine nucleobase biosynthetic process. The record is from RefSeq and is a predicted model, not a curated record. Gene Ontology annotation, molecular function: dihydroorotase activity. The transcript has a single exon. Gene Ontology annotation, cellular component: cytoplasm.